GUGGUUUGUUUGCUGAUUCAGCUCUGACGAUCCUAACCAUCUGGAGGUGUACUUGUGACUCAGUGAGUAUGGAGCUCAAGUUAACUCUUUUCAUAGCCAUCUCUCUGGUGUUCCUAGGAUGCUGCUCAAAUGUUGUGUUUCUAGAGCUAAUCAUAAAAGAUGACCCCGGAGCUGGAAAUAUUAUCACGUUUUUCCAGUUCCUCUUUGUCUCACUGGAAGGAGUUGUGUUUGUUUCGCACUUUUUCCGAGUACGUCCAGUAAUCCCCAUCCGCAAGUACAUCUUCAUGGUCAUGUUCUACUUCUUUGUCAGUAUCGUCAACAACUACGCCCUCAACUUCAAUGUACCUCUCCCCCUGCACAUGAUCUUCAGAUCGGGCUCUCUCGUGGCGAAUAUGGUUAUGGGUAUAUUGAUACUAAAGAAAAGUUAUUCAGCAUCAAAGUAUGUUGCGGUGUUCAUGAUCUUUGUUGGUAUUUCCCUGGCUACCUUUGCGUCAGCUCAAUACAUGAAUGGAGAGUCCAGUGAUGAAGGGACUAGUAGCGAGACAAGCUAUACCAGUAUCGUCACAAUGACCAUUGGUAUUGUGAUGCUUCUAACUGCUCUGUUUGGCUCGGCAAGAAUGGGAAUAUUUCAGGAAUUGCUUUACAAGGAGCAUGGCAAACACCCGAGGGAGGCAAUGUUCUAUACUCACGCUUUACCUCUACCAGCAUUCCUGAUUCUAGGAACAAACAUUUGGAGCAGAAUUAUCUCCUUUUCAGCAUCUGAGCCUAUCUCGUUAGUGUACACUUUGACCAUUCCUAAGAUGUGGUUCUAUGUUAUCUGCAACUGCAUCACUCAGUACGUCUGUAUCCGAGGAGUCUUCGUUCUCACGACAGAGUGCCCCUCCCUCAUCGUUACCUUGGUCGUCACACUGCGUAAAUUCGUUAGCCUCGUCUUCUCUAUCUUCUAUUUCAACAACCCCUUCACCAUCACCCACUGGCUGGCUACUCUGCUCGUGUUCUCUGGGACUGCCCUCUUCACUGGUGUGUUCAACCCUCUCCUGGACCGGCUACUACCAAAGAUGGACAAUAAGACUAAGAAAGAAUAAUAUUUUUGCUUUGCACGUUCCUGGCCAUACAUUCUGCUUAUUUAUUUUUUUUCUGAAUUAUUGCCGUACUGCACAUAGAAUGACUUCUUUAAAGAUAAUAUAA
Messenger RNA from Halichondria panicea, 1188 nucleotides. RefSeq names its product UDP-xylose and UDP-N-acetylglucosamine transporter-like. Gene Ontology annotation, biological process: transmembrane transport. Gene Ontology annotation, cellular component: endoplasmic reticulum membrane; Golgi membrane. Gene Ontology annotation, molecular function: UDP-N-acetylglucosamine transmembrane transporter activity; UDP-xylose transmembrane transporter activity. The transcript is spliced from 9 exons. Lineage: Eukaryota; Metazoa; Porifera; Demospongiae; Suberitida; Halichondriidae. The coding region runs from base 69 to 1085 and encodes 338 amino acids. The record is from RefSeq and is a predicted model, not a curated record.